ACUAUUACAGUAUCUAGUGUUGUUAUUUGUUUUCUAACGCCCGCCUCCCCCUUCUAGCAAUGUGGUUUGGUACAUGAGUAGGGGGACAUGUAGAGAUGUGUGAAUGGGGAGUGAGCACAACACGUUGCACCAGCUCAAGCUAUUCGUCAACAAUGCUAAGCUAAAAGAGCCCCCAGGUCUCUUCACUAAAGGUGACCCUUAUGCGGAAGUGACGGUUGACGGCCAGCCACCACACAAGACGGACCAUGCUAAGGGAACCUGGGAACCCUGUUGGAAUCACUCCUUUGAUUUGCUGGUGAGUGAGAGAUCAGAGAUAGAGAUUAAAGUGUACAUAAAGUACCGCUUUAAGAACGACCUGUACGUGGGCUCCAACUCUCUGAACCUGGCCCAACUUCUCCAACAAAACGGAGGUUGUCUCCACAACAUUGACAAACACGUGGUCUUGUUUGAUAAGAACAAAACCAACAAUGUGGGCGCUGUUUUUCUUACCUUCAAUAUGGAGGUGGAUGUGGAUACUCUGAGUAACAUGAUAGAGGGGAUGGCUACUACUUCUGGUACUUCUCCUGGACCUUCAAGUGCACGAUUACAAGAGAACGGCGGGUCUACAUCAGCAGAAGAUGAAGAAGAGCCACUGCCGCAGGGCUGGGAAAUGAAGGUUGAUGGUAACGGGCGGAGAUACUACGUGGACCACAACAGUAGAACCACAGCCUGGAGCCGACCUAAACCCCUCCCUACUGGCUGGGAACAGAGACAAGACCCCAGAGGCAGGCCAUACUAUGUGGACCAUAACUCCAGGACCACCACUUGGCAGCGACCCACUACUGAGAAUGUAUUAGAGUUCCAGUGUUGGCGGAGACAGUUAUCUGAUAACCAGGAAGCUAACCGAGUAAACCUGGAGAACAGAUACGCGAACAGCAGUAGCGCUGCGGAGACCACCCCACCAAGUGCUGCUACAACAGGUAGUGGUAGUGGUAGUGCUACUACCGCUGCUAGUACUGAGGAACCUCUACCUAGUGGCUGGGAGAAGAGGGUUAUGGACAAUGGCAGAGUUUACUAUGUUAACCAUGAAACAAGGACCACACAAUGGGAGGAUCCCAGAGUGCAGAUAAAGAAAGCCAGUAACCUGCCCCUCCCGCCCGGCUGGGAGGAGAGAUACACUUUAGAUAAUACUAAAUACUUUGUAGAUCACAACACUCGUUCCACCACAUUCCAGGAUCCUAGGGUCGCUACCAGUGCUGCCAGCUCAGGAAUUCAUUACGAACGAUCUUAUCGCUGGAAGUUCGGACAAUUCAGACAUCUGUGUAGCCGUGCUAGCCUCCCCACCGGCCACAUCAAGAUAACAGUCAGUCGGAACAGUGUCUUCGAGGAUUCCUUUAACCAGAUUCUUGGCAUUGCACCUCAGGACCUCAAACGAAGACUCUUCAUUUCCUUCAAAGGAGAAGAAGGUUUGGAUUACGGUGGGCUUGCUCGAGAAUGGUUCUUCCUUCUGUCCCACGAGAUGUUAAACCCAAUGUACUGUCUAUUUGAGUACGCCAGUAAGAAUAACUACAGUUUACAGAUAAACCCCGCCUCUUACGUCAACCCUCACCAUCUCACUUACUUUAAGUUUGUUGGAAGGGUUAUUGCUUUGGCUCUCUUCCAUAACAAGUACAUUGAUAAGGGCUUCACUCUGCCCUUCUACAAGAGAAUCCUGGAUAAGCCCCUUACCAUGCUCGAUCUUAAGAGCAUAGACGAGGAUUUCUAUAACUCCUUGAAAUGGGUGAAGGAGAAUGAUCUGGAGGAAUGUGGUUUAGAGCUUUACUUCGCUCACGAGUUUGAAGUACUGGGUGAAGUAAAGAUACACGAACUAAAGCCAGGAGGAGAGGAUAUCAUGGUGACUGAGGAGAACAAGGAAGAGUACGUUAACAUGAUGGUGUCCUGGAGAUUUACCCGCGGUGUGGAGGAACAAUUCAAAGCCUUCCUGGAGGGAUUCAACGAGAUAGUUCCAAUACAAUGGUUACAAUACUUUGACGAGCGAGAGUUGGAGUUGAUACUUGUGGGGAUACAGGACUUUGAUAUCCAGGACUGGCAAGCUCACACAAUCUACCGGAACUACAGGCGAUCAGACAAGCAGAUACAGUGGUUCUGGCAGUUUGUGGCUGAUAUCAGUGACGAGCAGAGAUCGCGACUCUUGCAGUUUGUUACUGGAACGUGCAGACUUCCUAUCGGCGGAUUUAGCGAGUUGAUGGGAAGCAAUGGAGCUCAGAAGUUCUGCAUCGAACGAGUUGGAAAAGAGAACUGGCUACCAAGAUCCCACACAUGCUUCAACAGACUGGACUUACCCCCGUACAGGUCCUACGAACAAUUAAAGGAAAAACUCUUAUUCGCCACCGAGGAAACUGAGGGCUUCGGACAAGAAUAGAGAGAUCAGUUUAAAGACUAUAUAAUAUAUUACUUGUAGAAAAAAUUUUGGUUUCGAGUCUCAACACUCUUCGUUAAUAGAUUUGUAAUUUAGCGAUGAUUUGGAAUUUAUUGAGGUUGACAGGGCAGUACAAAGCCUUUAAUUAUUUGGUUGGUGUACACUGUACUGUGACCAUACAGAUUUAUGAUUUGAAAUAUCGAAUUUUGAUUUGAUAUAUCAUUUUGGUUUGAUAUGUCACGUGUUUCAGCAUUUGGAAAAUAAAAGACCGUACAUUAUAAUUUUAGGGAUGUAUGUUGAUUGACUUAAAUGCUGAUUUUUAAACAAAAUUCCCGUA
Bolinopsis microptera is the source of this 2735-nucleotide messenger RNA. Its product is annotated as NEDD4-like E3 ubiquitin-protein ligase WWP1. Gene Ontology annotation, biological process: protein polyubiquitination; proteasome-mediated ubiquitin-dependent protein catabolic process. Gene Ontology annotation, cellular component: cytoplasm. NCBI's taxonomy places the organism in Eukaryota, Metazoa, Ctenophora, Tentaculata, Lobata, Bolinopsidae. The record is from RefSeq and is a predicted model, not a curated record. The transcript has 10 exons. Gene Ontology annotation, molecular function: ubiquitin protein ligase activity; protein binding. The coding region runs from base 104 to 2401 and encodes 765 amino acids.